AUGCCCGUCGACGAAAUCGUCGUUGAUCCCUCCCUCCUACCAGUCCUUCAGACAAGCGCAGAAACCCUAUCGCAAUGCGAAAAUCUGCUCGCCAUGAUUGACCCUAGAAGCCUGCUCUCUCCACCAUCGCAAGACUUUAUCUUAUCGGUAUCAAAACAGCAAAAGCUGGUCUUUUCUCUUUUAUCACAACUGCGAGGACUGAACCGUGAUGCUAUUCUCAACGUCAGGGCCACAAAACAGAAGACUGCGGAGGCGCGACAGGAGAUCGAUAGGCUUCACCUACAUCUGCAGAAUCUAUACUAUGAACAGAGGCAUUUGAAUGGAGAGAUUGCGGCGUCCAUUCAUCCCGAAUUGUCCGAAGCCGACCCUAACGAGCUCAUGAUUGCGCGCAUAAACCACGAGCACGCGGAGCGAGAGAAAUUAGAACAGGCCAGACAAGAGCUUCUGAAGCGGAAACAAGCAUUGAUUGCGGAAAACAAGAAACGAAAAGAUGACUUGGCCAAUUUAGAUCAGGAUCUUGAAAGGUUUAUCGAUGCUGCGAAACCAAUCCAGAAGAUUUUUGAGAAGGAGUAUUGA
This is a messenger RNA of Paracoccidioides brasiliensis Pb18, 576 nucleotides long. RefSeq lists its product as uncharacterized. The coding region runs from base 1 to 576 and encodes 191 amino acids. The transcript is spliced from 3 exons. Gene Ontology annotation, biological process: positive regulation of DNA-templated transcription, elongation; mRNA export from nucleus. Gene Ontology annotation, cellular component: THO complex part of transcription export complex. Gene Ontology annotation, molecular function: mRNA binding. The record is from RefSeq and is a predicted model, not a curated record.